AUGCAGGGUCCUGAUGCGCCAAGGUGCAUCCAUCCCGGCAUGUGCGGUCUGGUAGAGCUGUGGAAGACACUGUACCGUUCCUCAUACCUUCGCCAUUUGAUGAUGACACCAGAGUGGCGCGACGGCGCAUUGUUCCGAUACGCCCCUCCCCUGUCCAUCAUGGCGAACUGGAUGGGUUCAACGUGGAGGGACUUGACUCCGGUUUUGGAACUGGGACAGCUGCAGUACAUCAUAGAAGAGUUCGCACGGCUUGGCCACACUCUCAUGCAUGCCACGGAUUAUGUGCACUACGAGCUGACCCUUCUCCCGCCACGCGUGCAGCGCACCAUGAACGACACCCCAGGCGCCGAGGACGGCCGCGAGAUAACCCUGCACACGCAGCCAGGACCACUACUGAAUGACCAUCGUUGUCGCAGGCGGGUGGCGCGCGUCGUCACCGAGUACCUUGUCCGUCAGGCCCUAAAGCUCGACAUUAAUGUGCGGGACGCACCAGAGCGGUUUGGCGCGUCGAACGCUCUGGUCGACUACCUCGCCAUCCCAGUGUAUUACGAGGGCCACUACUCGCUGGUCAUAGCUACGAACCUCCGCACCAUGGUCAGCGGGAAGCUAUCCGAGACUGUAGAGGGCAGCGUGGAGCUAGUGCAUUACGAUAGUGCACAGCUGCACACCAAGAUGCCGGAAGUGAUGGAGGGCGUCAAGAAUCUGGUUUGUCAGUCACUUUACGUGUGCGCUCUCAUGUUCCGUGUCUGCUGGCAGCCGGAAGACAUCCCACAACAGUCGAACGUGGUAGACUGUGGCAUUUAUGUGGGCAUGUAUCUCCACGCCCUGGUUUCGUCCGGCUUCUCAAUCCUCAAAGAGUGGAUGCCGUUCUACGACGUGAAAUCGUGGGCCUACCGGCGCCAGCUCCGCGAGGAGGUGUCCCUCCACGCCACAGGUGACCUUAUUGUCAAGCUAUUUGGGGAGGGUGUGGAUGUUCCCGUGCAGCCUCUUCCCAAGUUGGGAGAAUAUGGCGCCCUCGUCUUUCCCAAGGAGGAUGAAGUCCGCACCGACCUAGCGAGGCAGUCAGGCAUGAUAACCCGGAUGGAGCUAGGGGGGUACGUCGUAUGUGCGGCUGUCAUGGGCCUGGCACGUUCGCUGGGCAUUUCAGAGGAUCAACUGCUGAGUGGAGCGGCACACGAGCUUCAGGCACACGACAUGCCUCUGCUGGCUCUAUCCACGUCCAAGAACCACGUGGAGCACGCCGCAUCUAUGCGGACGCUCGACAUGACCAUCCACUCGACUCCCUGUCCGCUUCCACUGCCAUCGUUCCCUUCUGCGCAUCUCGAUGGGUCGUCCAUCAUUCAUAGCACUGGUCAGCAGAUCAGGCUGGGUGCGUAUAAUGUGGAGCUCGAUGCGGCGUAUGCGUAUGCCGUGGCGGCAUUUAUGAUCAGGCGUAAUGACCACAUCCAGCACACGAAGGAGCUGUCGGACACGGAGAAGGCAUCCCUGAUCGAGUGUGUUCGCGACGACGUGCGUCAUCUGGUCAAGGCACAGAUGUGGUGGAGGUGGCGUCAGUGGAGGACAACAAUGGAAGAGCUGGGCAUUGCUCCUAGUACUCCCUUCCCCCUCAAAAACAAUGGCGCUCGGUCGUCGGACAACAGCAGUGGUGAUGACGACGUGGGAGGCAGGAUGGUCCAUGAUGUGGAGGCGGUGGACGAGUAG
This is a messenger RNA of Closterium sp. NIES-65, 1701 nucleotides long. The record is from the annotation of a GenBank genome assembly. Lineage: Eukaryota; Viridiplantae; Streptophyta; Zygnematophyceae; Desmidiales; Closteriaceae.